AUGAUACCUGCAAACAGCAAACCAGCAGGCAUGGAAAUCAUAGCUGAGGCCCCAGAAGUCACUUCCUUCGUUCCGCUAAUAGAGCAUCAAUCUACAACCCCGGCUUCGUUCUAUUCUGGUCCCCCAGUAUUGCACUACCACAGCCAAAGAUGCAAACUCAUUGUGCUUGAAAGCGACAUGUCGAAGUCAGCGGCGGUUCAGGGGCUCGCCCAAGCUAGCGAAAAAUUGAACACUCUAAAUGGAGAAAGUGCCAACGGAGAUGAUGUGGAAGCCCAGUCUUUAGUAGAGGAGAUCUCAGUGCAAAGAGUUAUCAGCGACAUUGACGUCUGGGUCACUUCCGAAAAACUGCUCCUAUAUUCGCCGUCAUCUGAGGUUGGUAUCUCAAUUCCGUAUCCGAUUAUCUCGCUGCACGCUAUCCAGUCAGUACCAGCGCCAUCCGCUGGUGAACAUCAAGGGCUCUAUAUGCAGCUUCUUUCACAAUCGCCAAAUGCUGAGGGUGGGGUGGAGGACGAGGAAGAAGAUUCGAUAUCCUUGACAAUUAUUCCGCAAAACGAUGCACCACCACCUCCAACUACAACAGACCCGGACAGCACUAGUGGAGAUCACACCCCUCAACCGCCAUCAUUAGCAAUGUUUACGGCGUUGUCCAACUGUUCAAAUCUUCACCCGGAUCCUGUUAAUAAUGAGCAGGAACUUGGUGGCUUAGAAGAGAGUGCUUUAUUCCAAGCUGGAAUGAUCGCACCUGGCAAUGCGAGUGGAGAUCUCCCGCCUCCUAUGCCUGGAAGUGGUGGCUGGAUUACCGCCGAAAACAUGGGAGAGUAUUUUGAUGAAGAAGGAAAUUUGAUCGGUGAAGAUACAGCAGGGGAAGAUGAUACCUUGGGAGUUGGAGCUGGAUCUGUCCGGCCAAGAGAGGACGACGAAGACGAGGCAGCACACGAGAACGGAACGACCGACGAGACCAAGUGGAGAAGAACAGGCUGA
Messenger RNA from Endocarpon pusillum Z07020, 981 nucleotides. RefSeq lists its product as uncharacterized. Gene Ontology annotation, cellular component: spliceosomal complex; cytosol. Bases 1 to 981 code for a protein of 326 amino acids. The record is from RefSeq and is a predicted model, not a curated record. The transcript is spliced from 2 exons. Lineage: Eukaryota; Fungi; Ascomycota; Eurotiomycetes; Verrucariales; Verrucariaceae. Gene Ontology annotation, biological process: mRNA cis splicing, via spliceosome.